Messenger RNA from Cladocopium goreaui, 2361 nucleotides. Lineage: Eukaryota; Dinophyceae; Suessiales; Symbiodiniaceae. The record is from the annotation of a GenBank genome assembly.
AUGAAACAGACCAAAUCUCAUCGUGUUGCGAAGGUUGAAAAUGCUACUCAAUUCAAUCAAGUUGUUUGUAUGGACACCUUUGAAGUGGAGUUGCCCCAAAGAACCAUGAAGUUUCUGAACAUCGUUGAUAGUGCUACUAGGUAUCAAGUUGUGGUUCCUCUUUGGAAAGGGGCAAAUGCCGAAAACGUCAGACAGUGCUACAGACGGUACUGGAAACGAUGGGCUGGUCCGCCGGUUCGAGUUUGGUCAGAUGGUGGUCCGGAGUUUCAGGGUAUUUUCACUAAUCUUUUGGGUAGUGAUGGAACCAUUCAUGAGAUGACCGGGUCAUAUUCUCCAUGGCAAAACGGUAUGUGUGAACGUCUGGGGGGUGUUUGGAAAGAAGCCUUUAGAAAAGCCGUUCUUGAAGCUGUUCCAGAUGGAAGAGCUGAGAUUGAGGAGCUUUGUGAUCAGGUGAAUGCUGCGCACAAUAGUUUGACACGAAAGGACGGUUUCUCACCAUCUCAGCAUGUUCUUGGCAUGGAUGUGCGUUUGCCAGGUGUGAUCAUGACAGGCGAAGGCAAUGAGGUCAUUGAGUCUGCUGUCUUGCAAGGUGAAAAAGGGUUCACAAGGCGGAUGAACAUAAGAAACGCCGCGCGUGCGGCUUUCAUGAACGCCGACUCUGAAGCUAAAGUCCGCAGAGCCUUCCAUGCAAGAAGUAGAGUUGCUUCUGUUCCACUUGCACCAGGUGAUCUUGCGUACAUUUGGAGAAAGGUGAAAGGUGGCACAUGUCAUCACUGGCAUGGACCAGGUCAUGUUCUAGGAACUGAAGGAUCAAGAGUCUGGGUGGCUUCAGGAUCAAAGGUUUACAGGUGCUCACGGGAGCAAGUGAAACGUCCCAGUGAGGAGCAAGAGGCCCUCAUUCGGCUUCUUCCUGAAAACCUUAGGAUCAUGCGUAGCACCAUUGCCGAGAGAGGUGCAGGCAACAUUGUGAAUCUUGAGGGUGGAAAUCUUCCGCCCGAUGAUGAACGGGAUGAAGUCAUGACAGAGGCCGCAGAACCUUCUAAUGGUGAGGCCCGUGGUGUUGUGAGAUCGUUUGACCAGGUUGAUCAUGGCAUGGACAUGUUUGACAAUCUUGCGCCUGUUGCUCAAAGAGCCAGAACGGAUGUUGGACCAGUUGACAUGGGUGUUGAUCUUGGCAUGGGAAACGAAGGUCAAAUUGAGGGAAAUAAUGAAUUGGAGUACUCUCCACAGACACCAGCAAGAGAUGAUGAGCUGGAACCUCAAGACCUUGACUUGGAUCAUGAUCAUGAAAGGCAGGUAACACAGGUUGAACCACAUGCUGAACCAAAUGUGUUGCCAGUGGUAGGUAAUACCAGUGCACAUGAGUAUGGGCCCAUCAGGAGUCCAUCAAGAUUGACACAUGCCAUGCGUCAGAACUUAGAUUUGCUUGAUCAUGGGAGAUCAGUGAGAACUUUGGAAAGAAAUGUCCAUGAUGCGUCUUUGGUUGAAGAUGAACUUGUUCAUGAGGAAGUGUAUGUUGUUCAUGUUAAGAAGAAGGGUCGCAAGGAAGUGCUUGAAACGGAACUUGGUAACCAUGUGAAGGGUAAACUUAGUAAGGCUAAGCGGAAAGAGUGGGAUAAAAUGAUUGCGUCAGGUGCGGUGAAGGUUCAUGCAGGUGAGGCGGCUAGGAACUUGAUCAAUGAGGUUGGUAAACAUCGUUUGCUGUCGUCUCGAUUUGUGUUGACACAAGAUGAUGACAUGAAACUGGCCGAUGAUGUCAAAGCACGAUGGGUCAUUCGGGGAUAUUUGGAUCCCGACAUUCAAGACCUGGAUACUUCAGCACCAACGUUAUCUUCUGAAGGCCUAAGCGUGACCUUGCAACUUAUCAGUUCGAAUCGCUGGAGGAUGAAGAUUGGAGAUGUGGAAGCAGCCUUUUUGAGAGGCGAUUUGCUUCACAGAGAAAAAGGGAAGGUGCUUGUGAAACUUCCACCCGGUGGGAUUCCAGGAUUGAGUGAAGACUCUGUGAUAGAGUUGGUUCGUCCUGUUUAUGGACUUGCCGAUGCACCGCAGGAUGCGAACGGGAAACUUCGAGGAGCCUUGGCGAUUCAUGUCGACGAUUUGGUGCUAGGUGUUGCGGGCACUCGUACGAAUUGUCUCGACAGCCUGAGGCAAGCAAUGACCUUCGGUGCUGCUGCCGCUGCAGUGCCCCAGAUGGCCAUGGCUGAGAAUCUUGAUCUGGACAUGGGUUCCUCGCUCAACGUGUCUGCCACGGUGGAGGCCUUGAUGUUGGGCAUCGUGCUGGGAACUGUUCCAAUCACCGUGCUGGGUCUGUUUGUGUCUGCCUGGUUGCAGUUCAAGAAGGGUCCAACUCUCGGAAUCUGA